This is a messenger RNA of Caenorhabditis sp. 36 PRJEB53466, 4768 nucleotides long. NCBI's taxonomy places the organism in Eukaryota, Metazoa, Nematoda, Chromadorea, Rhabditida, Rhabditidae. The record is from the annotation of a GenBank genome assembly.
AUGCCUUCAACUUCAUCCGGCGAAGGUACGUCACGCUUUUUUCGAAAAUAGCAUUCACGAAAAUAACAAAAACCGCUCAAUAAUAUUGACUUUAUUCAAAUUACAUUCUCUGUUUGUCUGGAACGGCCAGAUCUCUCUUUUCACAUGCCCUCUCGCACGUCUCUCCUCUCCAUUUGUCCUGAGUUGUUUUCCGCAUCGAUCGGUCUUUUUCUGCCGUUGCCUGCGGUCAUGUGAUGUUUUUUCUUUUCUCUCGCUUGUCUGCGCGCUCUUGCAUUUUAACAAGAUGAGCGGGCGCUUUCAAAUUGAACAGAGAACAUUGCUUGCCGUGCGUCCCGCAUUCACUCUCGCUCACAUUCGUCACAUUCGCCACAUGCCGCUCUGUGUCGCUCUGACGCGCGCCUCUUCUAGAACUCUCUAUCCUUCUAUGAGUGCUUCUGAUUUAUCGAAUCGUUUAUUUUCAGAGAUGGAGGAGCGUCUGCCCAUGGAGGUGCUCGCCCGUUUGGUCACUCACGAGGACGAUAUGAACGAAACUCUUCACCAGUACGCCGUGACAAUCAAAACACCGGAUGGACUCUACAAAGAGGUCCGUAGCUCUCCGGGAUUGGAGGAUCAAGCAGCGGUCAAGCUUCUCCGCCGACUCGACAAGUUUGCGUUGCGCAUCACCGCGAAGGACUUCUGCCAGUUUCGAAAGAGAUUUCUGCUGGCGGCUGCGAGCGGAUACGACCUUCUCAUGUACAACAUGUGCGACUGCACAGCUGAGAUGAUCUUCCGUCAGUUCACAAGCUCAAUGGAGAAUCUCAUCGACUUUGAGUACCAGAACUUCUCCGGACAGACUCAGUGAGCAAAAUAAUAUGUUUGGUCUGUCGAAAACGUGUCUUUUAGGUGGUCUAUUCCUCACACACCGACUUCUCCUGUCUGCGAGCACGUUAUCUUGAAAAUGACGUCGCCGGGAAAAGUUUUUGCAGAGGUGAGAAAAAUAAACAGUUUCCAAUAUUGGAUGACAUGUCUUCAGAGUUCCAUUCCACUGCAUGACAGUCUGUUCUCGUACAACAGCCAAGGACAGCGCGUCGACAGUCAAUCUCGCGAGCUCCGCGCAGUUCAGCAACGUUACACCUUCGGAGGCCCACUGAAGGACGUCAAUUGCUAUCCGCCAUCGGCAACUCGUACCAAAGACAUGAAGGAGAAACUGCGUAGUUUCUCGUUCAUCAUUCCGGUCUCAGAGACGCUCUUCCGCGAAAUUCGUGUACACAAUUCUCGUGUCUUCCCGGCCAAUGAGCACAUCGAUGACUAUCGCGGUAAGAAAUACAUUUCAGACAUGAUGGCAGGCAAUUUUCUUUCAGAAUAUGUCGAGGAACAAAUUGACAGACGCAUCAUCAGAAAACCAGAGCUCACGGAUGUGUGGUCCGCAAUCAAACUCAACCUCAGAGACGAAAUCAUUUUGUCUCUGUACAGCAUGUUCAAAUUGGGCGAGAAAUCUGUGAAGUUCCUGGAAGAGAAGAAUUUCGAGCGGAAUUAUGAUUGGGCACAGCCGAAGGAAUUGCAUCAUUUUGCCAAAUACUUCACGAGUGUUCUCCAAAUGCCCGACGACGAACUGAACAAAAAAUGUGUCAUGCACUCUGUGCCGUAUCCGAGUGCUGACAGCACACUGUUUCGGACUACUAUUAGCACCGAGGAGCCCAGCCAAGGCGCCGCGUCUUGCAAAGGAUGUCCGGUCAUGACUGUUCGUGAAUCUGAGCGAGUGGAUCGCCAUAAAAAACCCAGCGAAAAACUUAUUUACUUCGAAGGAGAGGUGAUGACAAUGGAGGAGUACUCGGCUAAUCAGCAGCGCAUCAUAGACUUAUUCGCACCAGUCGAGUUAGUGAACUAAUACAAUUAGAAACACUAACCACAUCUUUUCAGAUCAAUUAACAAUUCGCCGCAACAACCAACGAACAACACAACUGCUAGCGACCCACCUCAAGCUAAAAAAAAGAAGACUCAGGAAUUUCAGGGAAGUACCAGCAACCAAACUGGAUCCUCCACCCAAGACGGUCAAUCCAGUAGCAGUACUUGCCCGGCAGAGGUUCAAAUAAGUGUCCCAGUUAAUUCAAUUGGACAGGACGGUCGCAUCACAACUCAGGCUCUUGCUGCUGCCCAGGAAGCGCUGCCGGAACAAGCGACUCCACCUGUCGCACCGGUGGUCCAGCCGGUGCCGGAGAUUCCUCAAGAUCAAGUCGACAUUACUCCGCCAAGACCGGCCGCAGCGCAUGAAAAUCUGGCACGAGCAAUUACUGAAAACCAGGACGGUGGCAUCGCAACUCAGUCUGUUGCUGCUGCUCAGGAAGCGCCGUCGGCACAAUCGACUCCACCGACCGCACCGAUGGCGCAUCCUAUCCCGCAGAUUCCGUCUCUGUUCAACAACAUCCGUCCGGCAAUGGUUCAACCAGCUCCCCUGCUCCGUUCCACUGAAGAAGAUCGUCGAUCCACAGUUCAGGCUUUUGCUGCUACCAUGGAAGCCCUCUCGGCACAAAGGAUUCUACCUUCCUCACCGGUAACGCAAUCGAUGCCGCAGAUCCCGUCUCCUUUGAAUAGCAGCCGUCCGGCAAUGGUUCAACCAGCUCCCCUGCUCCGUUCCACUGAAGAAGAUCGUCGUUCCACAGUUCAGGCUUUUGCUGCUGCCAUAGAAGCCCUUUCGGCACAAAGGACUAUACCGGCCUCACCGGUAGCGCAAUCAAUGCCGCAGAUUCCGUCUCCUUUGAACAGCAGCCGUCCGGCAAUGGUUCAACCAGCUCCACUUGAUUCAACUGGAGAAGGCCGUCGCGCUGCACUUCAGGCUCUUGCUGCCGCUCUGGAAGGGCUCUUGGCACACAUGCCUUUAUCGACAGCACCUGUGGCGCAUCCGAUCCUUCACUUCCCAUCACCGUGGAACGGCAAUCUCGAGCAGCGGAAUAAUGAUACAGUUUCUCGUAUGGACCAGGUUUUCUCAGCUUGGCAACGGUCUGGACUCCUUCUUCCUCAUGCUCAAGUUGACAAUAAUCCCCCAAGACCGCCUGCAGUGCGUGAGAAUCAGCAACCAGCAACUACUAGAAACCAAGCUGGAUCUCUGAGACAAGACGGUCGCACAGCACUUCAAUCUCUUAUUGCUGCUCUAGAAGGUGUUUCGGCACGAACGACUCCACCUGUGAGGCGUCCGAUCCCGCAGAUCCCGUCUCUGUUCUAUGGAAGUCUCGAGCAGCGCAGUGAUCAGUCAGCUCGACGUACGCAAGAGCGUGUCCCAAUUUGGCAGCUAACCGGAGUCUCCCCUCCAGCCCAAACCCAAAUUUCUCCAUCAAGUCCGGCUGCGAUGGAUGAGAGCGCGGGACUAGCAUUGUUUGCUGCAGCGCAUAACAAUAUAAGAGCUGCAAAAGCGCGAGCUCUUCGAAAUGCAUUGCAGAAUCUCAACUUGAAUGGAGACGAAAACGUACGAGCUGCCAGCGACGAAGAAUGGGUCGUUCUGGAUCCUGGAAACCGUGACUUGUUGUGAGUAACCUAACAAGUUCUAAUACAAACGUUCUUUUUCAGGUCGACUGGUGAACAGUUAGAAGAUAUGGAUGUGGAUUUCCCAUCCGACUCGUCAUCCAGUACAUCAUCGAUCACGAUUGGAGUUGAUAAUGAAGUGUCCGGUCAACAAGGACCAGCUCCAAGGUCGUCACGACAAUUAGAAGUAACUGAAUAAAAUUAUAAUUUUCAGAUCGCAAGAAGAGAUCAGAGCUGAGGAGCGUCGCCGUAACGAGCAAAAGAGACGUCAGAGAAACCGUCGCGAACGCAUCCGUCAAGAAAUGGAAGUGUCCAGACGCAACCAGAACCAGCAGAGACCAACUCCUCGUCGCAAUCGUAUGUCAGGAGAGACACAUGUGAAAAUGACGGUCCACUUUACAGAGGCAAUUGAACUUUCCACUAACGACGAGUCGGGCAAUGCUCCGAGCGAUUCGACUGCACCAAAUGACGAUAGGAAUGGGCGUAUCGAUCAACUCAACAUGGAAAACGAGGAACGUAUCAUUGAGCCGGAAGUCCAGAUUCUAGAGGAAGCAGACAUCUGGUGGAGUGCUGCUGAAAUUCCACACCCAGCGCAAAACGUGAACGAGGAACAUGCUCUGGACUUCGAAAGACUGGGUAAGAAUUAAAAAAAAGGGUUCAGAACUAUAACAACUUUUUUGCAGAGUUAUACGCUGAGAUGAGAUUGUACUUGGAGCUGAGAGUCCCUCAGUUCGCGUUUCAUUCGGAGAUAAGAGAACAGUACACGGACUGGUCCAGCGAAUUCAACGAUGCCUCUCGUAGCCAAUACGAAGUUUGCACUCUCUUCACAUUCCUUGAGCAUUCGACCGACGGAAUUCACCGACUCUGCGAGAAGUACUUUGCGCACAAGGCCAAAUCACUUCUUUCCGAGGAUCAAGGUGAGACAGUUUCCGCGAAUAAAAAAAAAGAAAUAUUUUCAGCUACAUCUCAAGUGCUCUCCCAAAUGGCCAACUCGUUUGCUGCCAUCAAGUGCAACGAGAUUCUGACUUUCAUUGACAUCGAGAACAUGUCGAGACGUGAGUUGUACUUACAAAGUAUUAAAUUUUACAGCACUUCUUUAGGCACGCUCAUCACUGGGCUGGAUUUUGUGGAUUCCAAGUGCAGAAACCUUCUUGUCAACCACCCGCUCCGCGACUGCUACAUUACCAUCCGUGACCGCCUCAUUGCCCAGGGAAUCAGACAAAAAGUGCAUUUCACCAUCAUUCGCGCAUUCUUCGAAGGCACCACUGCAUAA